Nothobranchius furzeri (turquoise killifish) is the source of this 1107-nucleotide messenger RNA. RefSeq names its product transient receptor potential cation channel subfamily M member 7-like. The record is from RefSeq and is a predicted model, not a curated record. Lineage: Eukaryota; Metazoa; Chordata; Actinopteri; Cyprinodontiformes; Nothobranchiidae. Gene Ontology annotation, biological process: protein phosphorylation. Gene Ontology annotation, molecular function: protein serine/threonine kinase activity; ATP binding.
AAAAGGAAACAAGAUGAUCACUAAAAAGACCAAUAUACUUACAGCUCAUAGUUUAUGACCCAAGGGCUAUAGACCUUGGUUUAACUCAUGUAUGUCUAACCAGUACAGACCCAAAUACCAAUAUCUUGCAGCGAGGAACAGGAAGUAGAUUAGUAAUGGAUCUGUGCUGUGGCUGUAAAUGUUCCUAAGCAGAGUCUCCAGGAUUCCCACUCUGUCCUGACUGAAUGAGUCUAUCCUUUGUGUCUCUCCACUUUAACCGUCCAUUGAAUCCUUUAAAGUGGAGUUGUGUGACCUUUGACCUAAGCUUGGACCCAUCCAAUGUGUCCAGGUUCCUAGAGGUGUUCCUGCUUUACUGCCAUUCCGCUGGACAAUGGUUUGCCAUAGAGGAGUGCAUCACCGGAGAGUUCAGGAAGUUCAACAACAACAACGGAGAUGAGAUUGUUCCUACCAACCUUCUGGAGGAAACCAUGCUGGCCUUCAGCCACUGGACCUAUGAGUACACCCACGGAGAGCUGCUAGCCCUGGACCUGCAGGGUGUUGGGGAGGUCCUGACGGAUCCAUCAGUCAUUAAGAGUGGAGAGAAAGGAUCUUAUGACAUGAUCUUUGGACCCGCCAACCUUGGAGAUGAUGCCAUCAGAAACUUCCGUGCUAAACAUCACUGCAACUCCUGCUGUCGGAAGCUCAAACUUCCAGAUCUGAAGAGGAACGACUACACACCAGAUAAGAUGACGUUUCCACAUGAAGACCCGCCCACACCAGGGGGUGGAGUCAAAGAUUCCCAACAAUCCAUGAAACUGAUGCUGUGAUUUGAGAGGCAGAUUGUGUGUGUGCAUGCAUGUGUGUGUGUGUGUGAGAGAGAGAGCGUUGGCAGUGCUCGAAUCGAUUUAAAUCGGAACGAGGAACCGGGAAUAUGCAUUCAAUCAAGUGGCUAUAUCACUGAUAGGUUACUAUGGAAACCAGUGCAUGUUAACUUUCAUGUUUUUGCCGUUUUUAUCCCAAAAAGCUGUUGGGACAAAUGAACUUCAUUUGUAUUUUUUAAUGCAUAUGGAGGGUGCUUUUAAAACAUUUUGUACACGUUUUAUGAUCACAGGUAGAUGAACUGGACUU